This is a messenger RNA of Polistes dominula (European paper wasp), 1271 nucleotides long. RefSeq names its product survival motor neuron (gene Smn). Gene Ontology annotation, biological process: mRNA processing. The record is from RefSeq and is a predicted model, not a curated record. Gene Ontology annotation, molecular function: RNA binding. NCBI's taxonomy places the organism in Eukaryota, Metazoa, Arthropoda, Insecta, Hymenoptera, Vespidae. Gene Ontology annotation, cellular component: cytoplasm; nucleus.
ACUUUUUACAAGACUAGAAAUUUCUCUAGCAUAAGUAGAGUUAAAAAACAAUAAAUAAUAGAUUUAAUAAGAAUAAUAAGUUCAUUAAUAAUUUAUGACAGUUUAGAGUAUUUACGAAGUUUUUUGUUUUCAACUUCCGAUUGUUUAAAGUACGAUCCUUGACUCUUCCACUUAUACACUCAUGAACUAUACAUUUCUUUACCAUUUUGAAAUAAAUAUUACUUUUUAUAAAUUAAAAAAACAUUAAUACAAUUGCUAAUGAUGCAGUAUUGUCAACAAUUGUCAAUGAAAAAUAAGACGUCAUAAACCUGACUUCAGCGAACAUAACGAAACCUAGCGGCGUAUUUCCGAAAAUAAUCUUUUUUUUUCUUUACAUUCAUAUUUGCUAGUUAUUUUCCUAUGUCGUUCGCCCUCCUGUUAUCUGACUCCGUGAUAUAGUACAUGAAGAAAAUGACAAUGAAUUUAUUUGGGAUGAUGCAGCAUUAAUAAAAGCAUACGACAGAGCUAUAAAUCUAGCUAAGGAAGAAGUUGCUAUGCGAAUUGGUAUCGAUUAUCCAUGUACAACUUCCAAAUCAAAAGUUCCACAACAGAAACAAUCUCGUACUACAUAUAAACAGAAAAAGAAAUGGUGUGUUGGGUCUCCGUGUCGUGCUGUCUAUUCAGAAGAUGGUGAAAUUUACGAAGCUAUUAUAACUAAAAUUUAUGACAAUUACGGAACAUGUAUUGUCAAAUUUAUAGGUUAUGGUAAUAGCGAAAAGGUAGAAUUAAGUAGUCUUUUAGAAUCAGAAGGAUUACAAAGUCAAAUUGCUCAGCAGAAGAAUGCAUUAGCAGAAAAAUGUAAUGAAGAAAGUAUGGAUCAGAGUGAGUCAGGUUGUUCUGAUUGUAAGGCUAAAAGUGUUAAUAGCACCGUUGAUGAAAAGAUGGAAUUUGAUUCUGAACAGAGAGAACCUAAAAUUUAUAUCGAUUCAGGUCCAUCGGUUAAUCCUUUCUUAAAUAUGAUGCCUCCUGCACCUCCUUUACCACCUCAAUUAAUGGCUAAGCUACCAGAAAAUGAUGCAGAUGCUCUUUCCAGUAUGUUGAUGUCAUGGUAUAUCAGUGGAUUUCAUACAGGAUACUACCACGGUUUGAAACACGCUAAGGACAAUAAUCUGAAAAGAAAGAAUUGACUUUAUAAGAGAAAGAACACACAAAUAAUAAUCCAUCUAAUCUUGCAAGAAGUUCUGCCCUAAAUCGUCUAGCAGGUUCAGAGUUCAUCGAAGAAUAAUCACCGG